UCACUCAAAUCGAAAUGACCUACACUACGCGAUUCGAUUUUCAGACAUGAAAAUGUGAUCCAACGUUGUCCACAAUUUAAAGAAGAGCCAAAACUUUCCUUUCUGCUUCGGAAAAACCCUAGAGGAUGUCGCCCAACCACCGAGGCAAGGGUGUUCUGCCACUCACCAUGGAGGAAGAAACACCAUCACAACUCCAACAAAUGGAAAAUCACGUCGACACGCUGCCUCUUGUCGACGUAGCUGAGUCCAGUGAUGCCCAACAACUAAGGGCUGAAGACACAAAAAAGAGGAAAACGGUGGCGGAACCAUCUCAAUAUGAUGCACGUUUCAACUGUUCUAUUUGCCGUUCCGUCUCUACAGGCUCCGGACCACACCGUCCCUGCUUCCUAGAAUGCGGCCAUGUCUUCGGGUUUGACUGCAUUACUACCUGGCUGGCACCCGGCUACCAACCCUUCUGUCCAACCUGCAAGAAGAUGGCGCACCCUAGUGAUGUGAGGUGCCUUUAUGGCACAACAAAUAGGGAAGAAUUGCUCAAGGAGGCCAAGCAGCGUAUCGAAGAAGGUGAAAAACGAAUAGCCCAGCUGCGCCAGACAUUUAAGAAUGAGCUCGAGUUGAGCCAGCUGCUAUUCAAGUGCUUGGAAUCUUAUCAUCAAGCUGCAUAUGGUUUAGGGAGCCCGGACGCCAUGCCUUAAACCUGGUUUUGGCGUGUAACUCACAGAAUCAUCCACAAAUAUGAUGGGCUUGUCAUCAUCCUUUUUGAUAGAUUUCUAGCUACCAAACUAUGUUUCGAUGUUUUAACGGUCGCUAAAUAUAUGACUAGAUUUCUAGGAAAUCUUAUUUUUGCUAAAACUACUAACUUUAGAUUUCCAUUGAAUCUUUUAUGUGGAUGUAAACAGUGAGAUCUCUAGGGCCUGGAAUACCUUUUUGAUCAUUAUUAUAAUAUGGUGUUGACUAUGGGUAUAAACUUCAAA
Molecule: messenger RNA, 971 nt
Organism: Salvia miltiorrhiza (redroot sage)
Lineage: Eukaryota; Viridiplantae; Streptophyta; Magnoliopsida; Lamiales; Lamiaceae
Exons: 6
Coding region: 126-692 (188 amino acids)
Biological process (GO): interstrand cross-link repair; protein ubiquitination
Cellular component (GO): nucleus
Molecular function (GO): ubiquitin protein ligase activity
Source: RefSeq, a predicted model, not a curated record